AAAGAAAAGACGAGAGACACCGCCAUUACUCCUCUCUCGCCCUCUUGCAUCGAGAAAGCGCCGCCGCGACUGACCGAAGCAAGAACGAAGACGACGAAACUCGCCCCGUUCCGUGUAAAGCCACACGCCUGAGUUUCUCCCUCCCCCCCUUUCAAGAGGGGUCCUUCGCUCUACAAAGGCCCCGUCUCAGAGCUUUCUCCAACAAUGGCCAUGGCAACGCCCAUUUCCAUUCCCAACAUUUCUUCCUCUUCCUCCUCCUCUUCCUCCUCGUCGCACAUGAUGCUAUCUGCAAUGUCGCCCGUGGCCAUUGCGUCGCCCACCAGCGUCGCCUCGUUUUCGAGCAUGUCCUCCAACCCGCUCGAGUCGCUCGCCACCUCGUCUUCCUCGGCCGCCACCACGCUCUCGUCGGGCUCCACUGCCUACGAGCAGCAGCAGAGCAACGACGCAAAGAAGCUCAAGCCUCACAAGUGCGACACAUGCGGCGCAUGCUUUGCUCGCAAAGUACACCUGCAACGCCAUGCUCUGCGCCACCAGGUCUGCAAGCCAUACUGCUGCGAGCAGUGCGGAAAGUGCUUCAGCAGGCAAGACUCGCUCGUUCGCCACCACCGUCUGCUCCACGAAAAGGCAAAGGAGGAAAAGGGACCCGGAAAGCACAACGUUGGAAGCUCAGGCAAGCGCAACAAGGUCAAGGCAUCCGCACACACCUGCCUGCCAUGCGCCCAGGUCAAGGUCCGCUGCGACGGAAAGACGCCCUGCUCGCGCUGCGCCAGCGGGUUCGCGUCCUGCUCCUACCCGCCAUCCAAGGCGUCGCUCAUGGCAAAGAACAGCAAAGCCUCAUCCAAGGUCAAGGUCCUCAAGUCGUCGGUCUCCUCAUCCUCCUCUGCCUCGACUGCGGCUGCUCGCCGCCAGAGCUUCAGCCAAAUGACUUCGGUCUCGUCGCCCUCGCUCGGCGGUGACGACGGCGAGGACAAUGACGACGACGACGACGAAGAUGGCGACGAUGACGACGAAGAGAUGGGCAGCAGGGCGGCGGCAGACGAGCACGACGAAACAUUCCGGCCAAGCUUCUUCUCGACGCUCAACCAGUCGGCCUUUGGUCCUGGCCAUGGCGCACGCAGAGACACCAUGAGCAGCAUCUCGUCGACGAUGACCGAUGCAAACUCCAUCUUUUCUUCGUCGAUGCCCCAUGCCAGCAGCUUCGAAGGUGCGGCGCCUUUCAGCCCAACGUCGUGGACCGGCAGCGAGUCGUCGCCAGCGGGUGCUCAGGUCGAUCCUUCGUUCCUGUCCGUCGACUCGCUCCACCCGCGCCAGCUCCACCAGCUCCACCACCCACACCCGCAGUUCCACUUUCAGCAGCAGCAGCAGCAGCAGCAACAACAACAGCAGCACCACCACCACCAGCAGGGUCACAAUCACAGCCACAACCCUAACCAUCAUCACCAUCAACAGCAGCAGCAGCAGCACUUGCAGCAGCAGCUCCUGCAGCAGACGGGCAUGCAGCACCAGCAGGCAUCCUCUGCCUCGCCCUCGUCGAGCUUCUUCGACGGAUCCAUGUCGCCGCCAAACUCGGCCGGCUACCCACCCAGCGAGAGUGGUCAGACGACGACCUCGACGACGCUUCACACGCCUCCUUCCUUUUCGUCCUUUCCCCUGCUCAGCCUCUCUGCUGGUGGUGGGGAACACGGACAACAGGCGCAGGCGCAGCUUCAACAGCAGCAGCAGCAGCACCACCACCACCAGCAGCGGCAACAACAACAGGCGCUCGACUGGAGCCAUCCAUUUGCCUUUUCCAACCUCAUGGACUCGGCCAUGCAGUUCGCUGCUGCUUCUGCGGCUGCGGCUGCACCCUCGUCGCAGGACGCGCACCACGCCCACCUCCAGAACAGCGGCCUGAGUGCCACACUGAGCAGCGCGCCCCAGCCCGACUCGUCCUUUUCGAGCCCGUCGAUCGAGACGGUCGCCAGCAAGAACCUCUACUUCGACAUGGGCAACGCCAGCACGGGCACCGCCCACGCCACGAGCGCUGGCCCAGAGGCCUCGCAGGCCGACCUGGCUGCCAGCCUGGCCAGCACCGUCGCAGCUGCCACGAUGGCCUCGUCGCCCUCGGGUGGCGCCGCGGGGACCGUCAACCUGGCCUCGCUCGGCCUGCCCGUGCCUGCCAACCUCAACAUCAGCGUGCCUGCCGAUCUGCAGAUGAGCGCAGAGAACUGGGACAGCCUGAUGCGUAUGCUCACCUCCAUGGCCCAGCAACCUGCUUCGUCGUCUUCCCGGCCCACCACCAGCGACUUUUCGGUGUGAAAAAGGGCGCCCGGUCUUCCAUCUCUCUCGGCUUCAAUCUCUCUCUCUAUUUUCACGCACGACGACCUAUACACGAUCGACGCUUCCCCAUCUUUCUCUCAUGGGCAACUUCUUUUUUUUACCCUCCACUAUACAUGAAUGAGCGUUGUUCGUUCAGCCUCUCUCUCUCUCCAUCAAGCUCUGUACCAUAUGCCGGAUGGUCUUUUCAAGC
Messenger RNA from Acaromyces ingoldii, 2509 nucleotides. RefSeq lists its product as hypothetical. The coding region runs from base 205 to 2298 and encodes 697 amino acids. The transcript has 4 exons. Gene Ontology annotation, molecular function: DNA-binding transcription factor activity, RNA polymerase II-specific; zinc ion binding; RNA polymerase II cis-regulatory region sequence-specific DNA binding. Lineage: Eukaryota; Fungi; Basidiomycota; Exobasidiomycetes; Exobasidiales; Cryptobasidiaceae. Gene Ontology annotation, cellular component: chromatin. The record is from RefSeq and is a predicted model, not a curated record. Gene Ontology annotation, biological process: regulation of transcription by RNA polymerase II.